GAUAAAAUCAAGCUCAAAAGUGCAUUUAGAGUUUGGCACCGCUUCUACUCCUUUAAAGCCAUCAAACUCUUCUCUCUUUAGGCUCUUUAUUUUCUUUUCUUCUUCUCGACAACUGUCUGAAAACCAUUAACAAUUGGGAAAGAAUAAAAAUAAACACAAAAUGCAUAAGAUCCCUUCCCCAUCACUUUUCACCGACGAGGACAAGGCACCCGGUUUGAUCAUUGAGGACAACGGCCUCACUAUUUCUCUCCCAGUGCGAUGGGGAUCUGCCGCUCAAUGCGCCCGCGCAAACACUUUCAUUCCUGUCGAUCAUGACCGCAUGUACUACUAUGAGAUGACGGUCGUGGACGAAGGGGAUGGCAAGAGGAUCGGUCUUGGCUUCUGCGCUAGGGACACUUCGCUGAAUGGAAUGCCGGGGUGGGAGGUGGACGCGUGGGGAUAUCACGCUGAUGAUGGGGCCAAAUUCCCUGGACGUUCUCAGGGGCUGAAAUAUGGGCCGGUGUACGGUACUGGGGAUGUCGUCGGUUGUGGCCUGGAUUUCAAGAGGGGCUUUGCCUUCUAUACUUUGAAUGCCGAGUAUCUGGGCCCGGCCUUCUCGCUCAAGGAGGGCCUUCGCAUUUGGCCGAUGAUAGGGAUGGGCAGCGCUGGUGCAAAGGUUUCCAUUAACUUUGGUCAGAGGAAGUUUACGUGGGACGGGAUAGAUGAUCUGGAGGGGCGCUUGGGAGAUAAUGCUACGAUUGAAUACGGAAGGGAGGCGUGCUAUGAAAACUGCGGUCUUCAUUGA
Messenger RNA from Tuber melanosporum (Perigord truffle), 784 nucleotides. RefSeq lists its product as uncharacterized. Gene Ontology annotation, molecular function: protein binding. Lineage: Eukaryota; Fungi; Ascomycota; Pezizomycetes; Pezizales; Tuberaceae. The transcript has 3 exons. Bases 161 to 784 code for a protein of 207 amino acids. The record is from RefSeq and is a predicted model, not a curated record.